Molecule: messenger RNA, 1979 nt
Organism: Ananas comosus (pineapple)
Lineage: Eukaryota; Viridiplantae; Streptophyta; Magnoliopsida; Poales; Bromeliaceae
Product: fructose-bisphosphate aldolase, chloroplastic-like
Exons: 3
Coding region: 896-1270 (124 amino acids)
Biological process (GO): glycolytic process; fructose 1,6-bisphosphate metabolic process
Cellular component (GO): cytosol
Molecular function (GO): fructose-bisphosphate aldolase activity
Source: RefSeq, a predicted model, not a curated record
UAAAAAGUUAAUCAAACUUUAAAAGAACUCAAACAUCACUGUAUUUGAGUUACGUUGAAUCUACAUAUUCGUAAAUCCAAAAGCCCCUUAAUGGAAGAGGAGCUCACUGCACUGCAUUGGCCCAUGCCAUAAGCAUUCAAAAACAGAGUCAAUUCUUAUACUCUCUCUCUCUCUAUCUCUCUUUCUCUCUCUCUAUCAUCUUCUUUUAUCGUUUCGAUGGCGUCCACUGCUAUACUUGAGUUACGUUGAAUCUACAAAUUCGUAAAUCCAAACGCUCCUUAAUGGAAGAGGAGCUCACUGCACUGCAUUGGCCCAUGCCAUAAGCAUUCAAAAACAGAGUCAAUUCUUAUAGUCUCUUUCUCUCUAUCAUCUUCUUUUAUCGUUUCGAUGGUGUCGGCGUCGAUUGUCGAAUGCGACUUGCGGAAAGCGGCCAGCGCCGAACGGGCUAGAGAACACGGAGGCAAACCGGCAGGAACUUUUUUUUUUUUCCUUUUCUUUCUCUUUCGCUCUUGUUACAGUUACUGUUGAGAAAAGCUGUAUUUGGAACAAUUUUUUGCAAGUUCACGGCUAAAAACCACAGUAAUCAGUAGAAAUGAAUACAAAGUGUAAACUUCAUCCUGCAAGUAGUGUAUGCAGUCGCCAAUUUAGCGAGCCAAAUCGGCGAGGGGUGUUGGAGUCGGAGAUCAUGAUCGAAGAGUCUCUCUUUAUCCAGUGAGCCUAUUCAGCUUGCCGAAUUGUACUACUCAGCGAUCUGAUCGCUCUUCUGCUCUCCGAGCAGGCGAACUGCAGACAACAGGCUAGUGCCGAUCGUGGAGCCGGAGAUCCUGCUUGACGGCGAGCACGGGAUCGGGCGGAGAACAACGUGACGUUCGAAGGUAUCCUCCUCAAGCCCAGCAUGGUCACCCCCGGCGCCGAGUGCAAGGGAAAGGCCACACUGUGGAGCAAGUCGCAGAGUACACCCUCAAGCCGCUCCACCGCCGCAUCCAUCAUGUUCCCGUCGGGCGGGCAAUCGGAGGUGGAGGCGACGCUGGACCUGAAUGCCAUGAACCAGGGGCAGAACCCGUGGCAUGUGUCGUUCUCGCACGCAAGGGCGCUGCAGAACACGUGCCUGAAGACGUGGGGCAGGCAGACCGAGAACGUCAAUGCUGCGCAGAAGGCGCUGCUCGUGCGCGCCAAGGCCAACUCCCUGGCGCAGCUCGGAAAGCACACCGGUGAGGAUGAGGCUGAGGAGGCAAAGCAAGGGAUGUACGGCAAGAACUAUUCUUACUAACACUGCGAGUCAUAGCUGUUUCCACCUUGUACGCUUAGUUCAUUUUGCUUAAUGAAUGAAGCAGGUAACUUACUAUCUCUUUCUCAAUUACAAAAAAAAAAAAAAAAAAAAAAAAACAUUGCGAGUCCCCACAGCAGCGGGGAAAUGUAGAAUUCUACUGCUACCUCCCUUCUUGUGCUUGUGCUUUCACUGGGGUUUUUUCCUGACUAAUUCUGUUAGUCAAACUGCUGCUUUAGCCACCGUAUAUGAAUUAUCGGCCAGUCGAUUAUAAUGGUGGUGAUGCAUAACAAAAUGAAUGCAACUGUUAUAGUUAUAAUGAGCUGAACGUUUGUGAAUAAGUACACUGCCCAAUUUGUUCCAGAUUCUUGAGUUAAAACGGUUCUCAGGCACUGGUGGUUUGAGGGGAAUACAAAUGGAACUCUUUUAUUCAGUUGUUUUUUUCAGAUUUAUCCAAUAGAAAAGGGGGAAAGUACAAUUCCUAUAAAAUAAGAUUAUUCUUAGAUAAAGCUUAAACUACUAUUUUUCGCUAAAACACAAUUAGUUAUCUUAAAACACGGCGAUACCUAGAGACUAACAUCAAAUAAAUUGAUUGAUAUACGUUUCUUGCAUCACACUGAAGCCGAAAAGCUUCUUCCAGCAGUAGCAAGUGGAGGACUACACUAAUAAGUCCCUGAAAAUCCUUGUUAAAGAAUAACGGCAUUGCCACAGA